CGGGGAGAGUUAGCGAGAGAAGGGCUCUGUAAAAAGAAUGACUGUAUAGUACAAAGCCUUGCAAUAUAUCCUUCCCACACCGGUGGGGCAGGAAGGAGGGCGUGAGGGAGGAGACGACCCAGGCGCCCAUGUGGGAGGAUCAGUGAGAUAUACUCCAUAGAAGAGCUAGGAGCCGUAGAAGAAGAGCGGUAAGAGUAAGAGAGGAGCGGCACAAGCAGAGGAGCAGCUAGCCAUUCUUAAAUGCAGUAGGGAAGCAGUGGCUUCUCCUGCAACGGCACAAGAACCACUACCACCAUCACUGCUUCCUCACUCCUCCACUCCACUAGCCACUGCUGCUCCUCCCCCUCUUCCUCCAUCAGUUUAUCUCUCUCUCUCUCUCUCUCUGAACUUGCUAACAGUGCUCCGCAGACAGAAUGACUAAAGAUGAGGAGUUCAAGCUGGUCAAGAUCCAGAACCAUCUGCUGAGGGUGAACAUACACUGUGAUGGGUGCAAGCACAAGGUGAAGAAGCUGCUUCAGAAGAUUGAAGGCGUGUACUCGGUGGCCAUAGAUGUGGACAACCAUAAAGUCUCGGUGACUGGCGAUGUGGACGCUGAUACCUUGAUCAGGAAGCUCACCAGAGGAGGCAAGCAUGCAGAGCUGUGGUCACAGCAGCAGAAGGGCGGCGGCAACCAGGGCCACAAGGGCAAUAACCAGCAAAAGCAGCAGCAGCAACAGCAGCAGCAGCAACAGCAGCAGAAGCAAGGUGCCAAUCCAGGCAAGGAUGGCAGCAACAAGAACAACGGCGGCCAAAAGGACCAGGGCAAGCAAGGAGGAGUUGGAAGCCUCAUGCAGGGCCUUAAGGCCUUCAAGAGCCAGAACAACAAUAAGCACCAGCUCCCUGAGCUCAGCUCAGAAGAUGAUGAUAUGUAUGAUGACGAUGACGACGAGUUUGACGAUGACUACGAGGAGGAGCUCCGCUUCCUUGGGGACAAGAUGAGCCAGUUGGGAUUCCACAGCAAUAACCAUCAGAAUAACCACCACCAGAACCAGAACAAGAACGGCAACAAUGCCAAUGUCAACAAUAACCACAACAACGCCAAUGGCAAGAAAGGUAAUGGUGGUGGCAGCUUACCCAAUCACCACCAGAACCAGAAGAAUGCGAAUGUAAUGAAUAUGGCUGCAGCAAAUGCCAAGAUGGGUGGUGGUGUCCAGAACCAGAAGAAUGCGAAUGUGAUCAACAUGGCACCAGUGAAUGCCAAGAUGGGCAAUGGUGCCAUCAAUGGCAUGUUGGGCCUGAGCCAUGGCCUGGGAGCGGGCAAUGCCGCUCCUGGCUUCCAAGGCUACACAGGCUUCAACCACCCAUCGUACGCUGCCGCCGGCUAUGGAGGGCUUCAACAACAGCAUCUCCAGCAGCAGCAGAACAACAACCUCAUGUCAAGCAUGCAGGGGUACCAUCAUCACCCUGUGGCAACGGCGGCGAUGAUGAACAAUUUGAGGGGGCUGAACAGCAACAUGAUGAUGAUGCAUCAGCCCCAGCAGCAGCCGCAGAUGAUGUACCACUCGUCUCCCCAGAUCAGCCCUUACACUGGCUACUACAACCCUUACAAUUAUUACUACCAUCCGGGCAGCGCUGGUUACCCUCGGGCGAGCAAUGGGGAUGUGGAGACCAUGUUUAGUGAUGAGAACACCAAGGGUUGUGUUGUCAUGUAGGGAUGUCGCAACAAUGUUAAAAUCUAGUGGUGAUGAAGCAUGGUAAUGGUGAUGCAGUCCUGCUACCGUUUUUCUUUUUCUUUUUCUUUUUGCCUUUCAUUAUUUUACUGCUCUUAUGGUUUCCCCUGUAUCAAGAAUGAAUCAUGGUGUUGACUUAGAUGUGUUGUAGGGGCACUUAGGGUGAUCAAACAGUGUAAUGUGAUACCUUUUACUGCCUAGUGCUUUGCCCUGACUGGCUUGUUGUAAUUUGUAUAUUGUA
Molecule: messenger RNA, 1950 nt
Organism: Phragmites australis (common reed)
Lineage: Eukaryota; Viridiplantae; Streptophyta; Magnoliopsida; Poales; Poaceae
Product: heavy metal-associated isoprenylated plant protein 37-like
Exons: 3
Coding region: 414-1691 (425 amino acids)
Molecular function (GO): metal ion binding
Source: RefSeq, a predicted model, not a curated record